AUGGCUGAAUCAACUGAUGAUUUCUAUCUACGAUAUUAUGUUGGCCACAAAGGAAAAUUCGGCCAUGAAUUUCUUGAAUUUGAAUUUCGACCUGAUGGAAAAUUACGUUAUGCAAAUAAUUCAAAUUAUAAAAAAGAUACAUUGAUUCGUAAAGAAGUUUAUGUCAAUCGAGCUGUUAUUGAAGAGUUGAAAAGAGUCGUGAACGAAUCUGAUAUUAUGAAAGAAGAUGAUGCUGUUUGGCCACCGCAAGAUCGUACCGGUCGGCAAGAACUUGAAAUCGUUCUCGGUGAUGAGCAUAUUUCAUUUACAACAUCAAAAAUUGGUUCGUUAAUCGAUAUUAACAACAGCCGUGAUCCUGAUGGUCUACGCUGUUUUUACUAUUUGGUACAAGAUCUCAAAUGUUUUGUGUUUUCGCUCAUUAGUUUACAUUUCAAAAUUCAACCAAUUUAA
Adineta ricciae is the source of this 450-nucleotide messenger RNA. Lineage: Eukaryota; Metazoa; Rotifera; Eurotatoria; Adinetida; Adinetidae. The record is from the annotation of a GenBank genome assembly.